AUGUCGUUUGAUGAUAACCCUUCGAACAAGAGGGCCCGCGCUUCCGGAGAAGUGUUGGACUAUCUCUUGCAAGAAUUCGAGCACAACCACAACCCAUCCCCGGAGCAAAGAAAGGAGAUAAGUGACCGCACCAGCAUGAGCGAGAAGGCGGUACGAAUCUGGUUUCAGAACAGAAGAGCCAAAUUGAGGAAGUUGGAAAGAAUGGGAAGAAAUAGCACUGGCGGUAACGGUGGACAUGGCGGGACUUCGUCUAUCCACUCUUCGAGAUCGAACUCGAUCUCCAUACAUGACUCACGCCCCAACAGCUUGCUCUACAGCUUCAACUCCAUACCAAUUGAAAUCAACGAAAAAUACUGUCUUGUCGACUGUCUGUCGUUAUCAGUUGGCUCUUGGCAAAGAAUCAAGACCGGGUUCCAUGAUGAAAAUAUACUAAAACUGUCACUAUCGAACUUAUCCCCAUUUACGUUGAAUACUGUGAUGUCGAAUGUGGACUUGUUGGUGAUACUAUCGAAGAAGAACUUGGAGUUGAAUUACUUCUUUCUGGCCAUUCUGAACAAUUGUAAGAUCUUGUUUAGGAUCUUCUAUCCGAUCCUGUCGAUCAUCACUUGUCUGUUACUCGACAACAACAUAAACAAGGAGAACAGCGAGUUGAGAGUAAGUUUAUCACACCAGCCCAAAUUCCUGGUGUUUUUCUUCAACGGAGCCAAUGCUGAGUCGAAUCAAUGGAGCAUAUGCGAUGAUUUCAGUGAGGGCCAACAAGUUCUGCUUGCCUACUGUAAUGAGGGAGGCAGUUCUAUACCGCAUGUUUUGGUAGGGGUCAAGAACAGUUUACAGUUUUUGAAUGCUUAUAUCUUGGAAAAUAACCAAUUAGGACAUCUUCACCAAAACUCACAGCAAAUUCUUCAACUGCAGACUCAGCAGCAGCAUCACUUGCAUCAUCCACAAGACCAAGCAGGUACGGAAUAUAUUCCAUUCGAAGAGGAAGGAGUUCAUGCCGUUGGCGAGCACGACUUUCAAUUUAAGACUGGAAACAAUCUCGAAUGGGAAAACGGCAAGUUCAACGGCUUCUCACCUUUAGGCGAAGGAAUCGAUUCAGAAACAUCACCAAAUUCAAUCACCAGUAACAACAGUGCUGGAAGUAUACAAGUGGGCCCAUUAAUACCUAAUAAUGACCAAAACAUGCAUCAUACCAAUCAUAUUAAAAAUGGAGGACAGAACAAGCCGAAUGAUGGAAAAGACAGUACCCGCAAUGGCCACCACCCUUCCAAUGUAGUAAACGGCAGCAACAAUCCUAAUCAUAGUAAUAAUAAUAAUAAUAACAAUAAUAAUAAUCAUGGGACCAAGGGUCACAGCAGCAACAACGUUAACAACCUUAAUAAUAAUAAUCACAACAACAACAGUAAUAAUAGUAACAUUAAUAACCACAAUAACAACAAAGAGUUCACCAUAAACUCACCAGAUUUUUUUAGUGGGGGACAGACACCGGGGCUUGCUUCAUCGUUGAAUCCCAAUGAUCCGUCGGCAACGACUGACACUUUAAUUCACAGUCCAAGUACAAAUUUACAGGCCUACACGCAUCAGCACCAUUCACCCUUCGGUAGUGAUUCAAAGCAGCAAUACAAUGGUAUAGCGGCCAAUGGAGACCACGACAUGGGAGAUGAGCAAUUUAUUGAUCUUAAUGGCCUUGGAGAUACCCCCGGAGGGGCUUCAAUCACCAACAAUCCAACACCUAGUGGAGUGGUAGGUUCCGAGACUUUCACAGGUGCUACCCCUAACGCGGGUCAACCUGAACUGGCACCACUGGGAAGCCAUCAAGAUUUCGAGUUUACAUUGAGUAAUGAGUUUAUAGCGCAAACACCAGGAAGUGAAGCCAAUUAUUCCAAUGGUCAUAAUAAUCAACAUGUGGACAGUUUUAUUGAUUACAAUAGUCAUUAUCCUUGA
Messenger RNA from Dujonia railenensis, 1941 nucleotides. NCBI's taxonomy places the organism in Eukaryota, Fungi, Ascomycota, Pichiomycetes, Serinales, Debaryomycetaceae. The record is from the annotation of a GenBank genome assembly.